UAAUAUCAAAUUUAAAAUAUUUUUCUCAUAUUCAAUCAUGCAAAUAUUUUCCCCAUGUCUGCCUUCUUCCAUCUUCAGGCUUUUGGCCCCCUAACGUGGCAAACAACGUGAAGCAUAAAUGAUGUAUUUAAUCCUGCAGUGCACAUCGCCUGCAUAAAAAACCAGCCAAAAAUCAACAAACUUGAGAGAGAUUUCACAUCGCAGCAGACUAAUUAAUACGGCAAGACUUCAUUUUUAAAGUAGAAUUGUCAAUCAAACGGCAAGCUACCUCCUCCAGUUCAUUAAAAUAAUAUAUCUCUGAAAAUGAACCGUCUCUGUGACAUACAUAUUUAUGCAUAAUCUGCAACUGUCGGAAUCAUCCAACUCUGUUUUCACUAACCAUGAAGAAACUUGCAAUAGUUGCAGCUCUAUUGAUUUGCCUACUCGGUAAAGGCGUGGCUACCACAACCUUCAAAUUUGCCAACAAAUGCUCCUACACAAUCUGGGUCGCCACUCUCUCCGGAGCCAACAGCCCCCCUCUCUCCCAAACCGGCUUCCAACUGCAACCAUCCUCCUCGUCCUCCCUCCCCGCCCCUCCGGCAUGGUCCGGCCGCUUCUGGGGCCGCUCCUUCUGCUCCACCGAUUCCUCCGGCAAGUUCUCCUGCCUCACGGGUGAUUGCCGCACCGGCCAAAUCCCCUGCAACGGGGCCGGCGGUUCCCCUCCCACCACCCUUGUCGAAAUCACUCUCGGGUCCAAUGACAGCAACAAGGACUUCUACGAUGUCAGUCUCGUUGACGGCUAUAAUCUUCCGGUCGCGGUGGCGCCGGAGGGCGGCUCGGGGGAUUGUAAAUCGGCUGGUUGUAAAUGGGAUUUGAAUGGGAAAUGCCCUCCCGGAUUAGCGGUGACCGGGCCGGGCGGGUCGGUUAUAGCGUGCAAGAGUGCUUGUGAGGCUUUUGGGGACCCGAGGGAUUGUUGCACGGGCGCGUACGCGACUCCGAGCACGUGCGGGCCGACGAACUAUUCGAUGGUGUUUAAGAGCGCUUGCCCGGCGGCAUAUAGUUAUGCGUAUGAUGAUAGAAGCAGUACUUUCACUUGCGUCGGGCCGCAAAGCUAUACGUUGACAUUUUGCCCGUGAGUUUUGGGAUUUGUUGUGGGUGGGGCGAUGGUUGGUUGAUGUGUAUGAGAUGUGGGAUGUAUGGAUGUAUGUGAUUGAU
Phalaenopsis equestris is the source of this 1194-nucleotide messenger RNA. RefSeq names its product thaumatin-like protein 1b. NCBI's taxonomy places the organism in Eukaryota, Viridiplantae, Streptophyta, Magnoliopsida, Asparagales, Orchidaceae. The coding region runs from base 381 to 1115 and encodes 244 amino acids. The record is from RefSeq and is a predicted model, not a curated record. The transcript has 2 exons. Gene Ontology annotation, biological process: defense response. Gene Ontology annotation, cellular component: extracellular region.